ACAAGUUGUCCAUCGUCCUGGGCACCUGAUAGCAUCACUGUUGCUAACUGGCAUAUUCCGUUAAAUAGGGAGGAAAAACAAAACAACGAAACCCAAUCUCUCUCUCUCUCUCUCUCUCUCUCUCUCUCUCUCUCUCUCCCCUCGCACUCUAGCUCUCUCUCUCUCUUCUCUCUCUUUGGGUCAGGCAUCUCUUAACCAUCCACUGUCUAGUUAAGACAAUUGCGGGUGAUCAUCGCGUGAGCCAAGAACGUUUACUGUACAACCUAUAUCGGCUGUUACAACGUCAUGACAGCCGAAAAGACUAUCCCAAUAAUUAAUGGAAAACCGGACGAUGCUAUGGACCCCGAGGCUUCAAACACCAAUCUCGUGCGUAGCAAUGACAGAAAAGUGAACGAGAGAGGACACUGGAACAAUAAGAUUGAGUACGUGCUGUCCGUCGCUGGAGAAAUCAUAGGACUUGGCAACGUGUGGAGAUUUCCUUAUCUUUGCUAUAAGAACGGAGGGGGUGCUUUCCUGGUGCCAUAUGUGAUAUUCUUCAUUUGCUGUGGAAUACCAGUGUUCUUCCUGGAGACAGCUCUGGGCCAAUUUACCAGUGAAGGGGGGAUUACCUGUUGGCGAAAAGUGUGCCCACUUUUUGAGGGUAUUGGGUAUGCUACCCAAGUCAUCGAAGCCCAUUUAAAUGUAUAUUAUGUCAUCAUUUUGGCUUGGGCUAUCUUUUACCUAUUCAAUUGCUUCACAACGGAUCUCCCUUGGGCUUCAUGUGGACAUUAUUGGAAUACAGAGAGCUGUAUGGAAUUUCACGUAGUGAAUGGAACCAAUGUCAGCCACCCCAAUGCCACUUCGCCAGUCAUAGAGUUUUGGGAGCGACGCGUCCUGGGCAUAUCAAGUGGAAUCGAACACAUUGGGAAUUUAAGAUGGGAACUAGCUCUGUGUCUGCUCCUGGCAUGGUUCAUAUGCUAUUUCUGCAUAUGGAAAGGACCCAAAUCCACAGGAAAGGUUGUGUAUGUGACUGCAACCUUUCCCUAUGUCAUGCUGCUGGUUUUGCUGAUUCGAGGGGUCACUUUACCAGGAGCGGCAGAUGGGAUUAAGUUCUACCUGUACCCCGACAUAUCCCGGCUGUCUGACCCUCAGGUUUGGGUGGAUGCAGGAACUCAGAUAUUCUUCUCCUAUGCCAUCUGUCUGGGCUGCCUGACUGCUCUGGGAAGUUACAACAGCUACAACAACAAUUGUUACAGGGAUUGUAUCAUGCUGUGCUGCCUGAACAGUGGGACCAGUUUUGUUGCUGGAUUCGCCAUUUUCUCUGUGUUGGGAUUCAUGGCUUACGAGCAGAAUGUGCCAAUUAAAGCGGUCGCAGAGUCCGGCCCGGGUCUUGCCUUCAUCGCCUACCCUAAAGCUGUGACCAUGAUGCCUCUGUCUCCCUUGUGGGCCUGUCUGUUCUUCAUGAUGCUCAUCUUUCUGGGGCUGGACAGCCAGUUUGUGUGUGUGGAGAGCUUGGUGACUGCGGUUGUGGACAUGUACCCUCAGACCUUCAGAAGGGGUUAUCGCAGGGAGCUGCUCAUCCUUGGCCUGUCAAUAGUCUCCUUCUUCGUAGGUCUCAUUAUGCUAACAGAGGGUGGGAUGUAUGUUUUCCAGCUGUUUGAUUCGUAUGCAGCCAGUGGAAUGUGUUUGCUGUUUGUGGCUAUCUUUGAGUCGAUAUGUAUUGGUUGGGUUUAUGGCAGCGACAGAUUCUAUGAUAACAUAGAGGACAUGAUUGGUUACCGACCUGUCUUCUUCAUCAAGUGGUGCUGGAUGUUCCUGACUCCUGGCAUCUGUGCUGCGAUCUUCCUUUUCUUCUUGAUCAAGUACACGCCCCUGAAAUACAACAAUGUGUACACGUACCCAGACUGGGGUUAUGGGAUUGGUUGGAUGAUGGCUCUUUCCUCCAUGGUCUGCAUACCUUUGGGGGUCUUCAUUAAGAUCUGGAAAACAGAAGGCACCUUUUCAGAGAGAAUUAAGAAGUUGACCACGCCAAGCCCAGACUUGAAGAUGAGAGGUAAGCUAGGGGCCAGCUCAAGCCCCUAUGCAGUAAAUGACUGUGAUGCCAAACUGAAAGGGGAUGGCACCAUUUCCACUAUCACGGAAAAAGAAACACAUUUUUAAACUGGCCACCACCAAUGCCAUCGAUGCAACAGAAAAUCAGAAGUGAACAAAUGACUGUGUGUUUUAUUUUGUAAAAAAACAAAACAAAAGAAAAAGAAAAGAUGAAACACAUAAUUAUAGAGACUGGCUUGUUUUGCACAAACUUUAUUAACAAUAGAUAUACAUUAUGUGAUGAUUAAAUCUGUUACCUUUUAGUAAUGUUAUAGGUAAA
Messenger RNA from Anguilla rostrata (American eel), 2350 nucleotides. RefSeq names its product solute carrier family 6 member 11b (gene slc6a11b). Gene Ontology annotation, cellular component: plasma membrane. The coding region runs from base 286 to 2139 and encodes 617 amino acids. Gene Ontology annotation, molecular function: gamma-aminobutyric acid:sodium:chloride symporter activity. The transcript has 15 exons. Gene Ontology annotation, biological process: sodium ion transmembrane transport. The record is from RefSeq and is a predicted model, not a curated record. NCBI's taxonomy places the organism in Eukaryota, Metazoa, Chordata, Actinopteri, Anguilliformes, Anguillidae.